Molecule: messenger RNA, 4048 nt
Organism: Oreochromis niloticus (Nile tilapia)
Lineage: Eukaryota; Metazoa; Chordata; Actinopteri; Cichliformes; Cichlidae
Product: bone morphogenetic protein receptor type-1A
Exons: 14
Coding region: 634-2223 (529 amino acids)
Biological process (GO): cellular response to growth factor stimulus; cell surface receptor protein serine/threonine kinase signaling pathway; protein phosphorylation
Cellular component (GO): signaling receptor complex; plasma membrane
Molecular function (GO): ATP binding; transmembrane receptor protein serine/threonine kinase activity
Source: RefSeq, a predicted model, not a curated record
CCAAGAGACGAUCUCUGCCUGGUAUUUGCUUUUCUGUCUAAAAGCAGCGCAAACCCGCAGAGGCGAGCGGAACGCACGGAGCGGAGGACGCCGACGAAAAACGUCUGGAAAUAUAGAUUUCUCCCCUAAUAACGGAGGGAGGGAGGCUGGAGCGAGCUCGAACCGGUCUUACAGGAUGAAAUAACGCGGGAGAAAAGGUUCGAAACAUCCAGGAGAGAGUAAAGACUCAGGAAGAAAGGUGAUCCUUCAGAGGGUGCACAGUCUUGGAAGGUGCCGUUUGGUCCUCGAGGGCUCCUGAGAAAACUUUCAUCAGUCAUGAUGUUGGUUUGAUCUGACUUCUACACUACGCUUCCCAUGGAGCCGUGUACUGAGAGGCACAUUAUUCCACCAUGGAUUCAACAGUCAGAGUUUUGGACCCACAGAGCCUGUGAGACCCAGGAGGACCUGUUUUUGUGAUAUUGCCCUUCAUCCCAUUACCUCCACCCUCUCCUUGCCUCUAUCUGGAGCUCCUCCCUGCUCCUCAGACUCCUGCCGUGGAACAAUAACACUAUCUCCUCCAGGCCCAGACCGGCUCAUCAGAAGCUCUCGUUGACGGUGUGGGACCCGCUCGGGUCUGUCCGGGCCUGCUGCAGGAUGCCAGGUCUACCGGUCUGCGUGGCGGUGACGGCCGUCGCUCUGCUGCUGUCCCUCGGAACUGACGCUGCAGGUCAGAACCCGGACCACGUCCUGCAGGGGACGGGGGUGAAACCCGAGGCCCGGCGCCCUGGCGACGGUCCCACCAUCGCACCCGAGGACCUCCCUCGAUCCCUCAGCUGCUACUGCUCGGGUCACUGCCCCGACGACGCCAUCAACAACACCUGCCAGACGAAUGGUCAGUGCUUCGCCAUCAUCGAGCAGGACGAGCACGGAGAGGUGCAGCUCACCUCCGGCUGCAUGAAGUAUGAAGGCUCUCACUUCCAGUGCAAGGACUCCCCCAACGCUCAGACCAGGAGGACCAUCGAGUGCUGCAACACAGACUUGUGCAACAGAGACCUGCAGCCCACGCUGCCCCCGCUGGCCCCCACCGAGCGAAGCCCCCACUGGCUGGCCUUCCUGAUCUCCAUGACGGUCUGCUGUUGCACGCUGAUCUGCGUCACCGUGGUUUACUACUACAGGUAUAAGUUUAAGAGCGACCGGCAGCGGUAUCAUAAGAACCAUAAGGACCAGGAGCAUGAUGUCUUCAUCCGGGAGGGCGAGUCGCUCAGAGACCUCAUUCAUCAGUCUCAGAGCUCAGGCAGCGGCUCAGGGCUCCCUCUGCUGGUGCAGCGGACCAUCGCCAAGCAGAUCCAGAUGGUGCGUCAGAUCGGAAAAGGGCGGUACGGCGAGGUGUGGCUGGGCCGCUGGAGGGGCGAGAAGGUCGCCGUCAAAGUCUUCUUCACCCGAGAGGAAGCCAGCUGGUUCAGGGAGACGGAGAUCUACCAAACGGUCCUGAUGAGGCAUGAGAACAUCCUCGGCUUCAUCGCGGCGGACAUUAAGGGCACGGGCGCCUUCACACAGCUCUUCCUCAUCACCGACUACCACGAGAACGGCUCGCUGUACGACUUCCUGAAGCUGACCACGCUGGACACGCAGGCGCUGCUGCGGCUCGCCUACUCGGCCGCCUGCGGCCUCUGCCACCUGCACACGGAGAUCUACGGCACGCAGGGCAAGCCGGCCAUCGCCCACCGCGACCUGAAGAGCAAGAACAUCCUGAUCAAGAAGAACGGCUCCUGCUGCAUCGCCGACCUCGGCCUCGCCGUCAAGUUCAACAGUGACACGAACGAGGUGGACAUCCCCCUGAGCACCCGGGUGGGGACGAGACGCUACAUGGCCCCUGAGGUCCUCGACGAGAGCCUCAACAAGAACCACUUCCAGGCCUACAUCAUGGCCGACAUGUACAGCUUCGGACUCAUCGUCUGGGAGAUGACCCGACGCUGUGUCACCGGGGGUAUCGUGGAGGACUACCAGCUGCCGUACUAUGACAUGGUGCCCUCUGACCCCUCCUAUGAGGACAUGCUGGAGGUGGUGUGUGUUAAGGGCCUGCGGCCGACGGUGUCUAACCGCUGGAACAGCGACGAGUGCCUCCGGGCCAUGCUGAAGCUGAUGUCAGAGUGCUGGGCUCAUAACCCCGCCUCCCGCCUCACCAUCCUCAGAGUGAAGAAGACGCUCGCCAAGAUGGUGGAGUCCCAGGACAUCAAGAUCUGACCCCACCCUCCUCCAGACUCACCUCAACCUCCGCCCCGGACCGCCUCUUCAUCAGGGGGAUGAAGGGGAGGAGCUAAAAGAGCAAAGGACCCAUCUCAGGGCUGAACUGUGUCUCCUCCUCUUCCUCCUCCUUUCUCUGCGCCAAGCGACUUGAAGUUUGACGCUUUCUGUGAAAGCCAAACAAAAGAUACAGACGACUUCCUGUGGAGGGGCGAGGAGGGGGGCGGGGCUUUCAUUCCUCAUGAAUGAACUGAGUUUUGUUUUUGUUUUUUUUGUUCCUUUGAGGACCCACCUCGCCGAGCUUCCUCCACCUCUGCCUGUUUGAAAAUGUUUUCUUUGUUUCUGUUCAGGACUGAGUUCUCCUGCCGUAUUAAGAUAUCAUCUCCACGCUUAGUUGAAUAUAAGCAGAAUAAGGUACUAUAAUAACAUGUGAAUUUAAAUGUGUAAAUAAACGUUAUCUUUAGAUGCCGUGCCUGCUCGUGAGAGGAGUUCAAACCAGAACACUAUGCUGCAGUGGUGUUGACGUCCGGCCGACUCCUCGGAGACACCGGCGGGAGGUCGCGGGGUCAGCACGGAGACGUCUGCCGUCCUGUUCGUCUGUCUGUCUGAUGAAAUUUAAAAAAAAUAAAACAAAGUGGCGCCAAACCUGAAGAAGACCUUCACGAAAAUCUCAGCGACGUAACCGCUUUGAAAGGGGACUUAUUCUGCUCAGAGUGGCUUAGUAUGAUUAGCCCUUUGAAAUAAUCCUCAUUUGUCUCACAAAGCCCCUCAGCUCAUCCUCUGUGAAGCUCACUUUCUUCUAAUUGGCCAGCUUCCGGAAGCCAGCAAAGGGGCAGGACAUUAUGUUCGAGAUCUCCUCCACCUCUUGCUGACAUAGAUGAACUGUAAAUCUGGUUAAUUUUAUUUUUAAAGUAAUCCAGUUUUAUGGGAUAUUUGCCCUUUUUAAGGCCCACCUCCCAAAGCCUGACUUUAUUCUGAUUGGCCAGGUUCUCGAAGACUGCCGAGGGGUCGCUGUAUCACUCCUUGUUAAUAGCAGUGUAACAAAUUUGACUGCAGUUCAUCUACAGGGCGAUUGUGAGCCAUCGGGGUUGAAUUAUAUUUAAGACUUUGUAUUUCAUUCACUCUGGACCAACCCUAGAGCGCCCCCUGUGGAACAGGAAGUCCACAGAGGGGGCGUUGUUGAGGUUUGGACUCAAAUGGAUUAUUUUUACAUAAGUUUACCUCAUCAUAUGAAACUGCAUACAGUCAGUUUGAUUGUUAUGCGAGUCAAAAACUAAGAAAGCAGAACAGGUCCCCUUCAAGCUGAUUGGCGUAUUUCUGGUGAGUUUGCUUUAAUCAUUAGGAAUAUUUGGGAAACUGGUUCUGGAUGUUUUUAGCCUAGCUUAGCACAAAGACUGGAACCUCGCCUCAUACCAACUCUGGAUGUGUUUAAUCGGGUUUCUCGGACACACGUAGAAAUUAAAAUGUAAGAAUUGCUGUUUAAGCAGCGGGUGCCACUAAGCUAACAGUUUGUGCUAAGCUAGGCUACAGUCGCUGUGAGCGGUUUCGUGUCGGCGGUAAUGGGUUCGCCGUGCAUGUUGGCUGCGCGUGAAUGAGGCUAACGUUCGUACAGCAGCUAUUUAAGCAGUAACCUUAGUGUGUCUGUAAUUAAAGUUCACUAUAGAAAUAAUCUCGAAUAUGUAAAUGUCUUUUUGUUUCCUGCUGUUGGUGUUUUGUACAGCAUCUGGUAUGGUGCCUUAUGAGUUUACCAACGAAAUGAAAACUCUGUAUACAGUCUGUCCAAUGUACCGAUUUUUAAGUAAAUACUCUUAUUUUAGUACACAAA